This is a messenger RNA of Saccostrea cuccullata (small rock oyster), 910 nucleotides long. RefSeq lists its product as uncharacterized. The annotation marks the transcript as partial. The transcript is spliced from 9 exons. The record is from RefSeq and is a predicted model, not a curated record. NCBI's taxonomy places the organism in Eukaryota, Metazoa, Mollusca, Bivalvia, Ostreida, Ostreidae.
UUUUUUUUCUACGAAAAGAGAGUAAUUUCUAAAAUAUUCAGAGGUAUUGUUACGUCAAGCUCGAGGUCUUUAGUGAUGACCUAUGACGUCAUAAUAUAGUUUUGUUUACACGAAUGUCGAGAUCAGUUUGAGUAAGUCUCUGCUGUGAAUUUUCAAUCGUGUACAAGAAGAGCAGUUUUGUUUUCCAGGAAGCAAAAUGAAAAGAGAAGAACAGAUAGAGAUAAUUUUGACUGCAUUAGCCUGUCGAUCUGCAGGUGUGCCAGAGGACAUGCUACCUCUACCUCAAAACUACGAGGAGAUCCUGGACUUUGGCGAAGAGCCAGUAAAAGACUCAAAAUCUAAGUUAGAAAUACUGAAAUUCAGUCAUAAUUGGUGCGACAUGGUGGAGGAAGAGGAAGUUCGACAGGAAAAUGCAUUGAAAGUAGAGUUAGAGAAACAGAAAAUCCGACCCCAGAUAAAGGCCAAUCAAGAAAUGCUGAAUGAGUUGAAGACAGUUGUGUCCAUGAUGGAAUUAAAAAGACUGGAGAUCCAACAACAAAAGGAAUUAACAAAGAGCAUGUUGACAGGGCUAAAGGAAGAGGUGUCCAGAAGGGUGGAGAGAAGAGUAAUGAAAGAGAAACAAAAGAUAAUAUGGAGAUCAAUUCACCAAGAGAUGAUGAGAGAAGUGACCAGUAGAGUUGAGGGAGCUUUUAUGAAACAAAAACUGAAGAAAAUAUGGACAUCAGUUUAUCAAGAGAUGAUGAGAGAAGUUUCCAGUAGAGAUGAAAGAACAUCAAUGAGAGAAAUACUAAAGACAAUUUGGACAUCAAUUCACACAGAGCUGAUGACAGUUGUGUCCAUGAUGGCAUUAAAAAGACUGGAAAUCCAACAACAAAAGAAAUUGACACAGAGCAUGUUGACAGGGCUGAAG